Messenger RNA from Malassezia sympodialis ATCC 42132, 3453 nucleotides. RefSeq lists its product as uncharacterized. Gene Ontology annotation, cellular component: endoplasmic reticulum membrane; Golgi membrane; SREBP-SCAP complex. Gene Ontology annotation, molecular function: sterol binding; protein binding. Bases 1 to 3453 code for a protein of 1150 amino acids. The transcript is spliced from 2 exons. The record is from RefSeq and is a predicted model, not a curated record. Gene Ontology annotation, biological process: regulation of cholesterol biosynthetic process; SREBP signaling pathway. Lineage: Eukaryota; Fungi; Basidiomycota; Malasseziomycetes; Malasseziales; Malasseziaceae.
AUGCUCCUGCGCCGUCGGACAGGUAGUGAGCCUAGGCAUGCAUCGCUUCAACUAAAUGGAUGGACACGGGUGGGCGACAAGGCUGCUUCCUCAGAAGACUCGUCGCCCUCCGCGGCCCGCCGUUCAUGGCGCUCCUUCACCCACACUAUCAAGCGCCAUUAUACCCGCUUCCGUGUGGCCUUGGCUGAACGGUUUGCGCGGCAUGGGCACUGGAUCUCGUGCCAUCAGACGCGGUCGAUCCUGCUAUGCAAUGUGGUGAUUGCAUCGCUCUUUUAUCCUGCGGUGGUCAUGUACUUGCUGACGACGUCGGAGGGCCCGUCGUCGAUGGCAAGCGCCCCUGCGUGCAUGCAUCGCAACGAGCUGAUGGCGGGCCACGAUGCAGUCUGUGUCAUGGGAUCCUGGAUGCCAAACAACAUCUGGGACAUGGCGCUGGCCUCGAUCCUGGAUCUGACUGGCGCGUCGCGCGCCGACGUCCUAUCCGACAUGUACCCGGUGCAGGACCUACGCUUGGUUUGGGAUGAGACACCUAGUCUCCAAGUUGUUCGCGACACAAACGUGUCUGCGCCCACGGUGCAUGUUGCGCAGGUGCUGGUCACCUCGGACGCGACGCGGCGGGCGGGCGGCUCGCCGUACGGUGUACUGCAUCCCCGUCUUCUCCUCUCGGCUCUGGCGCUGCAAGAGGCACUGGAUGAGCGCCUACUGCACCCCAAGGCCGCGGGAGACCCUUCGUGUGUGCGGCGCAAUGCAACAGACUCUUGUCUCGUGCUGAGCCCCCUCGAGUUCUGGGGCUACGACGCUGCGCGGGUCCGCCAGGACAAGCACCCUGCGCAGAGCUAUACAGGCAGUCCUGUAAGAGCUGUCGUGACGCCGCCCGUGGCGCCUCUGACGCCGCAUAGCCCGCUGCCGCUGCUCUACUCGACGACGCUGUCCGGCCGGUGGCCGUACCUGCCGCUUUUCUCGCGCGCUGAGUACCUGGUUCUCACGUACUUUCUGCAGGAGGCGCCGACCGACGCGUGGCAUGCGCUUGUGCAAGAAUCUGCCUCGAGCCUGUCUAUGGCGCAGGUUCGUGUGCCGUCUGGCAUAGAGCCCGGCUCGACGGUGCUCGAGUUCCAGCCGCUGGCCGUGACAGAGCGGCCGAAGCUGCAUAUCCAGGUGGUCGUCGUUGGCUACCUCCUUCUCCUGCUGUUCAUUUUUCGCGAGCUCGUACAGAUGCGGCGGCUGCACACGCGUAUCGGUAUGGUGUUCACCGGCAGUGUGCAACUGGUGAUUGACCUUGUCCUAAGCCUAAGUCUGUGCGCGCUGCUGGGCAUCCGGCUGAACGCGGUGCCAUGGUCCAUUUUGCCGUUCAUCAUUGUGCUCGUGGGCGGUGAGACCAUGCUCUUUGUGAUCCGCACGAUCACUAACACCCCUCUUUCUCUUACGGUCCAUGCGCGCGUGGCGUAUGGCCUGUCGCAAGUAGCUGGCCCCAUUACGGUCUCGGCGGCGAUCGAUGUGGUCAUGCUAUGCCUGUUCGGCUACUUUGUGCGUUUGGAGGCCGUGAAGCAGUUUGUCGUCUUUACGAUCUGUGCGCUUGUCGCCGACUAUUUUAUGCAAAUGACCUUUUUCGUCACGGUGCUCAGCAUCGAUAUCCAGCGGCUGGAGCUGGCCGAGGUGCUCAUGCAGGGCGCGCGUGUCCCAUCGGUCACAGCGGCGGCCGACGCCGCGGACGCGCCGGCCAAGCUGCUGCCGUACCGCCCGCACUCGGCGACGGCAUUUCUGCUGGACGGUGUGCGCCGCAUGAUGCGCAUGCGGGCGCCGCAGGCGGUGCGCACAGCGCUCGCGGCGGGCAUUGGUGCAGUCAUGCUGGUCGCGUGGCUUCCGUCGAUCCUCUCGAGCCACGGGCUGAUCCGCCUGCUCGGCUCACGCGGGCAUGUCCUGCCGUCGCUCGAGCAAUACAGUGAUGCCGCGCUGGACGCGAGUCCGUACGGUGCAUUCUGGCGUGCCAUCAACCCUGGGCGCGCGCCGUACGUGCGCCUGGUCCUGGACCCGUGGGUGCUUGUGUCGUGGGCCGACGCGUCACUACCUGCGCGCGGCGCGCGCGAACCGCCAGGCCCAUGGCUCGAGGCGUUGUUCUAUGACCGGCGUGGGACGACGCUCUUUUUGCUGUUUCUCUUCGUUGUGAGCCCCAUUGCACUGUCCACGCUGAUCUUGUCUGUCGUGCUGCGCUACCUGCAGCAGAACUCGGACAAGCUCGAGACGUCGCACCAGCCGGGCGACGACGCGGAGCUGCGGCGCCUCCUGCAGGCAGAUACCCCGCCGGACCAUGCCUUGAAUCUGCAGCUCGUCGCCCACACGGACGAGCUGCACGAGGGCCCGAUCCUCUUCCUAGCUGCGGCGCCCGGCGUCUGUGUCAGUGUCGACACCCACAACACACUGCGGGUGGAAGAGGACGGCCGCGUGGUGCUGUACAGCCUGGCGAAGCAGCGCACGGAGCAGGGUCUCCCGGCGGAUGGGACACCGAUCAUGGCCCUCGCUGCGGAUGAGCGGCACAUCGCGUGGGGCCAGGUGUCAGGCCGUGUAUCGCUGAUGGACCUCGACACACGCCGGAUCGUGGACCUGAGCAGCUACCCCAUCGACACCGCGUCCGAGCGCCCGUCGGCGCCCGUGCAGCAGGUGGUGUGUAUGUCCACACAUGUGCUGUCGCUGCAUGGCGACGGUGCCGUGUGGGCAUGGCCACUCGCGCCGGGCUCCGAGCUCUCGCCGCUCGUCUCACCGCUCCCGGGCGCCUGGACCGCGGCGCCGCUCUCCAGUGUGGUACGCGGCACGUGGCUUGCGGCGGCAUCGUCUCGUGGCCAUCUCGCGGUGUACGGCAUCGCCGCCGAUCUGCGUGUGGAGCGCGUCGGCCUCGUGCACAGCGGCGGGGACCUAAUCCGCUGCGCGGCGCUGGUGCCGCCGCUGUGCCUGGACGACGAGCCCGGCGCGGAACGCCCACCGCGCCUUUCGCCGCCGCGCGUGACAGCAGGCGGCUCGAGCCCGCCCGCUCCCACAUACUGGCUCCUCACGGGCGGGAACGACGGAACGCUGCGGCUGUGGGCCCUGCCCCGCAAGAGCGCCGUGGCGACGCUUGCGCUCGAUGCGCCGGGCGACGGCGCGAUCCGUUCGAUGGAGCGGGUGCGUGAGACGCAGUUCCUCGUGCAGACGGCUAACCGCGUGUGGUUUGUGCGGGUGCAAGGCACGCGUGGCCAGCCGAAGAUCGUGCUGGUCGACAGCCUGCCGAAUGUGCGCGGCGUCGCGGACGUGUACCCCCACUCGGGCGGCGAUCCCGUAUGGCUCCUUGGCAUUCGGCGGGCGGACCAUACGGCCGAGGCACGCUGGGACGUGUGGCGCGCGCGCCUGCCGUGUGGCGACAAAGCAGCGGUGCCGGUGCCGGAGCGGAUCCCCGUGGCCGUCGAAGCCCUCCUGCGCGCGUCCUGA